Messenger RNA from Trichoderma gamsii, 204 nucleotides. RefSeq lists its product as hypothetical. Bases 1 to 204 code for a protein of 67 amino acids. The transcript has a single exon. The record is from RefSeq and is a predicted model, not a curated record. NCBI's taxonomy places the organism in Eukaryota, Fungi, Ascomycota, Sordariomycetes, Hypocreales, Hypocreaceae.
AUGUAUGGAAUCAACUGCUUCACCUACACCGUAUCGGGGAGUUGUUUGCUCAUCUCCAAAGGGAGGCCCUUUGCUUAUACGGCUGCCUUGUGCGACUGGGACUUGUAUGCACUUGGUAUCCUGCAAUUCCUCGUUUACUCACUUCAUCACUUGCCUAGUUUGUUCGGUGUGAGGCCAAAUCCUUGUACUACACACUUCAACUGA